AUGGCCUGUCUUGGACCCAAGUGCUCAAUAUACUACAUGCUUAUAAGUGCGUGGGGUGUUGUAAUGCUGGCCUUUUUGGGACUGUUCUUCAAAAUCAGAUGCCCAGCCUUAUUUGAGGACCUAAAGAUGACAGAGGAAGAGUGGGAGCAUCACAACUUUACCAUAGAUUUUGUGCAAGAGAAAUAUGAUGACAGUGCCAUUAACUGCUGGAUAGCUGCAGGAAUUUAUGCUGUCCUCUUUAUCUUUGCUUUCAUACAACAGAGACUGAACGCAAGACAGAGCUACGAGACGUCAUAA
Messenger RNA from Candidula unifasciata, 297 nucleotides. Lineage: Eukaryota; Metazoa; Mollusca; Gastropoda; Stylommatophora; Geomitridae. The record is from the annotation of a GenBank genome assembly.